Molecule: messenger RNA, 1583 nt
Organism: Spathaspora passalidarum NRRL Y-27907
Lineage: Eukaryota; Fungi; Ascomycota; Pichiomycetes; Serinales; Debaryomycetaceae
Exons: 1
Coding region: 422-1075 (217 amino acids)
Cellular component (GO): cytoplasm
Source: RefSeq, a predicted model, not a curated record
CAACUUCUACAUUGGCUCAAAUCCUCUCUCCUCUACCACACACACCCAACACCACUGGCAGCACAGUUAUUCUUACAAUGGUAUCAAUACCACAUACACCUACCGAAGAAGAACAACAAGAUCAACUAAUUGUCCUUGAUGAAUUAAACAAGAUCUUAUUUGCAGUACAGCAAGCUAACGUCAACAUUCAAAAAACUAUUGACAUAAUGACUCAAGCUAAUGCUGCCAACACAACACCUAAUUCUAAUCAAUCUAAUGUUAUCAAGAGCAAUAUCACUUUAUUAAAAGGGAUUCUUGAUACAUUACUGUAAGUUUAUCUGAGAUUAACUAUGUGGUAUCGCCAACGCGUCCGCGAGACUUAAAAAAAAAAGAAAAAUAUAGUGAACAAAAUACACACUGUUAUUCUUAGAUACCAGCUAAAAUGAACCAUCAGGACUCUCAGAUAUUAGAAAAGUACCUGAAAGCUCAACUAGACAAGUUGAGAAACUCAGAUGAAGAAGUUGAAUCCGAAGAUGAGGAUGAAUUGCUUGCUCAGUUAGAGAAUGACGAUUCAAUAAUCACCAAAUAUCGUGAAUCAAGAAUCCAGCAAUUAUCCACACAAAUCAAAUCAAUAGACCACACUAUCAAAACCACCAAUCCCGAUGAUGUAGGAAAUAUUGUUGAAGUAGAAUCUGAAAAGAUACUCAUGGAUUUCAUAUUACAAUAUCCGUAUUCAAUUAUUCACUUUUAUCAACCAAAUUUCACUAAGUGUCAAAUUAUGAAUGAUAGAUUACAAUUAUUAGCUGAAAACUAUAUUAAUCUAAAAAUUUUCAAAAUCAAGGCAGAAAGAGCCCCAUUUUUAGUGGAUAAAUUACACAUACAAGUACUACCAUUUGUAAUAAUCUAUAAACAAGGGAAGGAAUUAGAUAGAUUGGUUGGGUUUGAAAAAUUAGGUAACGAUCCCAUGAGUUUUAGUUAUGAUUCUUUGGAACUUUAUUUGUACCGAUUGAGAGUUAUUGAAAGACACACAAUCAAUCGGGCCAUAAGGGGGAGAAAGAUCCAACAGGAAAGUGAUGAGUCUGACUUGGACAUAUAACGGUGGAAAAAUAUCCACAAUGCAUUGUUAAUCGAUAAAUAUCAUAUAACGGUACGCCAUAUCCCAUGCUCAAUCCAUAGUAGUUUAGAUCUUAGUGUAUAUAACGGAAUUAAUAAAUUAAGUCGCCCUACAAAGCACCAAUUUCCAAAACUUUCUCCAUUUCGACUUUCGUUUACCCUUUUCGCAUUCACAUAGAUUACCUGAAAUAAGCUCGCUUAAUUCAUCAUCGGAAUCUCUACCUGAAUUAAUUCGUUUAUUCUCCUGUUGUUGUUGUUCGGUACUGUAUAAUUGCCGCUGUUGUAACACACUAUCUCCUAACAUCAGCUGGUAAUUGGUGCGUAUUGAUGAUACGUGGAUGGAUUGUAAUAGAUAUGAAAUGAAUUCGGAAUUUAAUUUCUAGAGUUCAACCACUCUCAUAAUUGAAAAAGGAACAGUUCUAGUGCUGGUUAUAAAUAAUCGUAGACUUGAGAAAACCUCAUGAUGUUUUUUUGAAACUGCUUGGUUUUUU